CGCGAGCCAGCGGCGGUGCUGCGAUCCGAGCGAGCGAGCGAGCUCGGUGGGAGCCGAGCGCCGGGAGGGGAUCCCGGGCCAGCGCGGCCAGUUCGCUGCGGCCACCUUCCGCCGACACCAGGGAGCCUGCGGGCGGCGGCGUCACCGAUUAAUCAAAGGCAAUCUGGCUACAUUCUGAGUGCUGCCACCUGCAAGAUCACCGUAACAGAUUCCUAGGCCCAAGUGCGCCCCGCUACCAUACCCUUACCCCACCCCAGACACGACUCUGGGGUCUGCCUGAAGCCAGCAGUGUGACGAUGCCCAGCACCUUCCUAGCAUGACGACCUUGGACCAUGUGAUCGCUACCCAGCAGUCGGAGUGGGUCUCCUUCAGCGAGGAUCCACUCUUCCCCGUCCCUUCUGAGGGAGCCACUGAAGAGCACCUUGCGGGCCGGUCAUCAUCCUCAGACCAGUCCGAGAGCUCCUCCGGGGAGAACCAUGUGGCGGAUGGAGGCUCUCAGGACCUCUCCCACUCGGAGCAGGAUGACUCCUCCGAGAAGAUGGGCCUCAUCUCUGAAGCGGCCUCUCCUCCCGGGAGCCCUGCGCAGCCCCCGCCUGACCUGGCUUCAGCCAUCAGCAACUGGGUUCAGUUUGAAGAUGACACGCCCUGGACCAGCACUUCACCACCUCCUCCUAAAGAAGCAGGCCUUCCAUUGACCUUGCCCUGCUGGACAUGCCCUUCCUUCAACUCGCUGGGGAGAUGCCCUCUGACCUCUGAGAGCAGCUGGACCAUGCACUCUGAAGACACCAGUAGUCCUAGUUGCGGCCCCUCAUACACAGACCUGCAGUUCAUCAGUGCGGAGGAGCAGAUGAGUGGCAGGGCAUCUAGGGCCGACUCCACAGACGAGAGGACGGAGUGGCAGACAGGCAGGCAGACGGCGGUGAGUCCUGUUCAGGCUUGCACGGAGCAUACCUCCACCCGCACCCACGGCCUGGACCCCUCGCCACCCUCACCCCACUCCAGGAGCAGCCAGAGCCCGUGUGAGGGUCCAGAGGGGACCUCCACUCCCAAUGACAACUCUUCCUCACUCCAGGAAGAUGAAGAGGUAGACAUGGAGGCCAUCCGCUGGCAGGCCAGCAGUCCUGUCAUGAAUGGGCACGCUGCCACUCCAGUGACCUCUGCUCGUUUCCCCAGCUGGGUCACUUUUGAUGACAAUGAAGUCAGCUGCCCCUUGCCACCUGUCACCUCUCCUCUGAAGUCAAACAUGCCGUCUAUUGCAUCUGUGACCCCAGAUGAGCCUUAUUACUCAACUGGCUCAUUUAAGAAGAGGGAACGUCCCAAGAGCACGUUGAUGAACUCCAAAAUUCAGAAGCUGGACGUUUCCUCCUUAAACCAUCCGCCUCCCAUAGCCGAGGCUCCGCCUUGGAGGGCCACCAACCCUUUCCUGAAUGAGACUCUCCAGGAUGUACAACCCUCCCCAAUCAACCCUUUCAGUGCUUUCUUUGAGGAGCAGGAGAGGCGCUCCCAAACCAACUCCACAUCUGGCACCACAGGCAAAAGCCAGAGGGACUCUCUCAUUGUCAUCUACCAGGAUGCCAUCAGUUUUGAUGACUCAAGCAAAAACCAGUCACACUCUGAUGCUGUUGAAAAACUCAAACAACUCCACAUUGACGAUCCCGAUCACUUAGGCAGUGCGACACUGCCCGAUGAUGACCCAGUAGCCUGGCUCGAACUCGACCACCCGCCUGGCUCAGCACCUUCCCAGCCCAGGGACGGGUGGCCAAUGAUGCUAAGGAUCCCCGAGAAGAAAAACAUCAUGUCCUCCAGACACUGGGGACCCAUCUACAUCAGACUGACAGCUGCUGGUUACCUGCAGCUGUAUUACGAGCAGGGCCUAGAGAAACCAUUCCGAGAGUUCAAGCUGGAGAUCUGCCAUGAGAUUUCAGAACCCCGGCUCCAAAACUAUGAUGAGAAUGGCAGGAUCCACAGCCUGAGGAUCGACAGAGUCACAUACAAGGAAAAGAAGAAAUACCAGCCCAAACCUGCUGUCGCCCACACAGCCGAGAGGGAACAAGUGAUUAAGCUGGGCACCACCAAUUACGAUGACUUUCUGAGUUUCAUCCGUGCGGUCCAGGACCAUCUCAUGGACCUGCCCGUGUUGUCCAUGGAUUUGAGCACAGUCGGCUUGAACUACCUGGAAGAGGAGAUUACCGUGGAUGUCAGGGAUGAAUUCUCUGCCCUCGUGAGCAAAGGGGACCACCGGAUUCUCCAGCACCACGUCUUGACACGGAUCCACAUCCUGAGUUUCCUCUCGGGGCUGGCAGAGUGCCGCUUGGGCCUCAACGACAUCCUGGUCAAAGGGAACGAAGUCGUUUCCCGGCAAGACAUCAUGCCGACCACCACCACCAAGUGGAUCAGGCUCCAUGAGUGCCGUUUCCACGGGUGUGUGGAUGAGGAUGUGUUCCACAGCUCCCGGGUUAUCCUGUUCAACCCUCUGGACGCGUGCCGCUUCGAGCUGAUGCGCUUCAGGACAGUGUUUGCUGAGAAGACCUUGCCUUUCACGCUUCGGACGGCUGCGAGCAUCAACGGGGCAGAGGUGGAGGUGCAGAGCUGGCUAAGGAUGUCCACCGGCUUCUCCUCCAACUGUGACCCCCUCACUCAGGUUCCCUGUGAGAACGUGAUGGUUCGCUACCCUGUGCCCAGUGAGUGGGUGAAAAACUUCCGCAGGGAAAGCGUCCUGGGGGAGAAGUCUCUGAAAGCCAAGGUCAACCGGGGGGCCAGCUUUGGUUCCACCAGUGUGUCUGGCUCGGAGCCUGUCAUGAGAGUGACUCUGGGGACUGCCAAGUACGAGCAUGCCUUCAACUCCAUCGUGUGGAGGAUAAACCGGCUGCCUGACAAGAACUCGGCUUCUGGUCACCCACACUGUUUCUUCUGCCACCUUGAACUUGGCUCGGACCGGGAAGUGCCUUCCAGAUUUGCCAGUCACGUGAAUGUCGAGUUCAGCAUGCCCACCACUUCAGCCUCCAAAGCUGCUGUAAGAUCCAUCUCUGUGGAAGACAAGACGGACGUCAGGAAAUGGGUCAAUUAUUCCGCACACUACAGCUACCAGGUGGAGAUUGAGCAAAAAAAGAGUUUGAAGCCGGACUUUGAAGGAGAUGAAGUGGAAAACCCCAAGGAGUGUGGGGUCCAGUGAUGAAGCCCCACUGAGAGGCUGUGACCUAAGAGUCCCAAUAAGACAUCUUCCUGAAUAGAUGAAGUUUAAGUCAGUACCUACAUGACUACCCCAUGCUGGGAGCAGUGCAUUGGACCUUGCUAUCGGUAGUUGCCUAUGUGUGAACAGGAGACCCGAGGCGGCUGCUGUGAAGAGGCUCUGACUGCCUGAAGCAGCUGGUUCACCUGACGUGGGAGCUCACUCACGAGGCCUCCUCUGCCUCUGCUUAUCUCACAGCACUUGGGAGUGGUUUAUUGUGACUAGGAGAGUCAGGAAAAGAGCCUCCGCAUCAGUGUUGGCAUGAUUUCCUUCUAGUGUUCUUCUGUCAUUUACAUGAAUUUUCUGGAAAACACGGUCUUGAGGAGUUAAUUAAGAACCCAUCUCUGUCACUCCCUCUAGAAAAGGUUCAGAAAAGGCACAAAACAAAUUUCCUCUGUAGGUUUCCUUGUCCUUUCGUAGGUGUCUCCAUUCUUUGUAUAUGAAUACUAUGCAACUGACGUUUUCGAGAUCCUAAACUGUCUGAAUGAAACACUUUUUCCCAUCUCUCUAAGGUUUUGGUCACAGGAUGGGAAAAAGGCACAGUGAGAUACUUUUUUAUUCUGUGAUUAGCUCCACAUUCUGCAGAGGUUGGCUGUUGGAAGGAAAGCAAAAUUGAACUUAUUUUUCUUCAUUCUGGGGGAAAGGGACAUUCAUUGUAAGGUUAUGUUCAAUUCAGGAGACAGCUUCACUCUCAGUGAAUUCCCAAAUUCACAUUGAAAAAUAUAGGCCAUUUCUGAUUUCUGCAACAAGUGGAUAUAUGUGUUAUACCUCAGGCAUUUGGGAACUCUUUUUAUACCUCAUAGCCAAUAGGGGAGCGUGUGUCUCUAUAACUCAGAUUUUCAGGAAAUGGAUGCUGAAGAGAUCAUUUCAAAGCUGUUUUAAAACUAAGCUUAUCUGAGCUUUUUCACAAAUUCAGAGUUUGACAAGCACAGUAUUGUGAUAGAUCUAAAAGGCAGAAGACGCUAGGGUAGAGAUGGCGGGAAAGCCAUACUUUUUAAACAUUGAUUUUAAGAGUCUGGGACACUCAAUCUUCUUUACCUUCAUCCAUUCUGGCUCACUUUCUGCACCUCUGCUUCUUAUUUGUUCAUUGGUGUUUUCUUACCACACAAGAAGCUACAUCAGCCAUCCCAAAGGGGAUACCUGCUCAACAAUUCAAAGGCAGCCUCUCUCUGCCUUUCUGUAUCUCCAUGAAGAAUGGAAGAGGGGACAGAGAGCACGUUGAUCAGAUUUGUAGAUGACACAGAAAUAGACAUAUGUCUAGUUUGUUGACCAGCAGAUUCAGGAUUAACUUAUUCAAUGAAUAGUAGUUGAAUUCUAACUGUGUACUGAUACUAGGAUAUAGGGAUCAUUAUAGUUUUGUUUUUUGUUUUUAAACACCUGAGUAUAAGACUGAAAUUAAAAAGAUGAAAUUGAAGCAUUAAUGAGAAACUAUAUUUUGAGUUUUCUUAAAUGCAACCCUCUAAGAACAGCAUGGUAUAUGUAUUGUGUAUAGUGUGUGUGUGUGUGUGUGUGUGUGUGUGUGUAUUGAUGGGAGGGUGUUGGAAAGUUAUAGUUUCACAGCAGGUCAUGUAGAAAUGUUUUCUUAUGGAAAUAGGAAUUCAGUUUUGAAUCAGGAGUAUAUUGUGGCUAUUCAUAAAGCUAUUUCAUUCAACCUGUGGUAAUAGAAGUCCAGGGAGCCCUGCAAGCUGCACUGGUAAGACCACAUCUGGAUGGAGGGUUAGGUUCAAUUCUGGGUACUGUAUUUUGAGAGAGACAUUAAUACAUUGAUUAUGUCCAGAGACAGAUGGUCAGGAUUGUGAAGGGUCUGAUUAUACAAUGAACAGGGGAAUAGAUCCCUGAAGAACAGAAGGUAUAGCUAGAAAGGAAGUACAGAAAAGGAAGAAAUUAUAUAAUAGGUGCAUUGAAAUUUGUUGAGCUAUAAAAUAGGACAGGACUUAGACUUAUUCUGUGUAGCUUCAAAGGGCAAAAAUAGGAACAAAGGGAAACUUGAUACAUGACAGAUGUUUGCUUCAAUAUAAGAAAGCUUUCUAAUAAGAGUUGUUUUAAAGAGGAAUGGGCUCAAUAGCAAAAUUUCCUGUUGCUGCAAAUGCUCAGGCAAAAGUUAAAAUAAUGAUCUUCAAAAGGUUCUCUUACAUUGGAUUUGAGCUGGAUAACUAAGAUCCCUUCUACAUUCAGUAGUAAUAGGGCUCUCUGACUCUAGGAGUAGUUUUUCAUGCUCUUUGAAAUAUAGUGGGGUCCCCCAGUGAGCAGUGUCAAGUGAGGGUUCCAGAGCAUUUCCCUUCCCCUCUCAUACUAAAGGCAGAUGAGAUUCCUCA
Molecule: messenger RNA, 5544 nt
Organism: Pipistrellus kuhlii (Kuhl's pipistrelle)
Lineage: Eukaryota; Metazoa; Chordata; Mammalia; Chiroptera; Vespertilionidae
Gene: STON2
Product: stonin 2
Exons: 8
Coding region: 317-3172 (951 amino acids)
Biological process (GO): clathrin-dependent endocytosis; regulation of endocytosis; synaptic vesicle endocytosis
Cellular component (GO): AP-2 adaptor complex; synaptic vesicle
Molecular function (GO): clathrin-cargo adaptor activity
Source: RefSeq, a predicted model, not a curated record